CUGAGCACUCCUUGUGGUUGAUUACUGCGCGUGUAAUCCCUGGUAACGAAGGUGCCUGCCAUCCCGACGGGCUUGUUCAACUCUAUCUAACUCUAUUUACGCAAUCAGCUUACGUAACUAUAUAGUCUGUACAUGAUUCAUUUUCAUCUCCGGCACCUCCAGGCGUUUGUGCUAGUACUGCGUUUGAAGAUGGGCGAGACGCUGUACCAGAAUAGAUCUUGGGCUAUGCGUGCUAGGUUUACACCUUCAACCCGCGUGCUGUUGCUUCCCUUCAAAUAUCACUCUCCCAGACCUCUUUUCGAUGUGCCCCCGUCAAAAUCAUGCUCACCGCAGCCGUGACUACUGCGUGCUUGCUAGCGGCGUAUUGCACAUGGAACUAUGCAUCGAAGCUAAAGAGCGUUAACUACUUGCCUGGUAUGAGACCGCCCCUUUCUGCGCUUAGCAUAUUUGGUGCCCUCAUGCCCACGUCUUGGUGGAACCCUGGCCUCAAUUGGUCUUGGGAGUGGAGGAAAACUAAUUAUUUCAACUAUAAGCACGAAGUGAUAUCGAUGGUUCCGUUGGUUGGUCAACCCGCGUAUUACACGUGUUCUCUUCCGGUCAUGAAGCAGUUAUUGAAAGAAGAAAGCAAGUUGGGGCUCAUCAAACACCCCGAAAUGACACCUGCGGUCUCUAUCUGGGGCCAAAAUCUUCUUACUGCAAAUGGAGAUGUAUGGAAGCGCCAUAGAAGGAUCGUUGGACCUGCGUUUACAAAUAAAACCUACGAUCUUGUAUGGCGGCAGGCCGCCGCACUUUAUGAGGACAUGGUUAGAGCAGCUAAAUGGGAGAAUGAACAAAUGGUCACCGUACACAAUAUCAAUCAGUAUACCCGCAGUUUCGCGUUAAUGAUCAUUUCGCGAUGUGGUUUCGGCCUUCUAAUGCCAUGGAAGGACCCAAAUACCGAAACAACUGAAGAAGAAAUGACCUUUUCCACUGCACUGGAGUGGGUCUCCGCAACCACAAUACCAUGGCGCCUCGUCUUACCGCGUUGGUCAUACCGACUACCCAUCAGAUGGCUUCGCAACAUGGAACAUGCUUGGUCAUCAUUAGCGGUGCACAUGAACACGUUUAUCGAAACAAAAGCGCAAGAGCUCGCUGGGAUAAUAGACGGUGAUGAUCAUGUGCAGCGUGGCGACAUCUUCACGCGCCUCGUGACUGCGAUGGACAGCUCCGGAAAGACCGGCUUAGAAAAGCAGGAAGUCAUCGGGAACACUUUCACGCUGAUGUUUGCUGGUCAUGAGACAACCGCGAACGUUCUAGCGGCGACUUUGGGUUUCCUGGCAAUCCAUCAGGACGAACAAGAGAAAGCCUAUCAAGAAAUAUUGGCAGCAAUUCCUGCCGAUCGUGGACUAGGUGCAGAAGAUGUCGCAAAACUUACUCAUACCUUGGCAUGCUUCCAUGAAUCUGCAAGAAUGUUCCCUGCGGGGAACAUGCUCCCAAGAGAUAUCAUUGAUGACGUCACGGUAAAUGUAACAAGUCCUACUCCGGGAACUAUCGUGUUUCCCAAGGGUUCGAGGGUCAUUAUCGACAUGGUCGCUAUCCAUCACAACCCCGAGGCGUUUCCUGACCCUGAUGUGUGGCGUCCCUCGCGCUGGUACGGGGUAUCCGAGCCUGAUCUCACCAUGUUCGGCGCUGGGCCACGUGUAUGCGUAGGGCGCAAGUUCACCCAGGUGGAAGCGGCUUGUUUCUUGGCGCAUUUCUUGCGUGACUGGAAACUCGACGUCGAGCUCUGUAAUGGGGAAACCAGGGAGCAGCACGAAGAACGAGUGAUGGGGAAUACAAAGCUUACUGGUAUUGCCUUUGGGGUUGGACUCGUGGACCUGAAGCUUAUUGCUAGAAAGUAGCGGAUUCAUCCUGUCUCCGUUGGGCAUUUUGUACUUCUGAACAUGUAUCUCAGUAUUUCUGCUCGUUUUCUGACUUCGUGGCAGUCACGCGGAACAGUCCAGUGUGGGUAAGGAGGUUGCGUCCACACCAUCCCUGGCCAUGUCGACAAGACAAAGUCACUGGGUGUAAGUAGCGGAUCACCAAUGACUAUUUCUACAGUGA
Pisolithus orientalis is the source of this 2082-nucleotide messenger RNA. RefSeq names its product cytochrome P450. The coding region runs from base 321 to 1880 and encodes 519 amino acids. Gene Ontology annotation, molecular function: iron ion binding; oxidoreductase activity, acting on paired donors, with incorporation or reduction of molecular oxygen; monooxygenase activity. NCBI's taxonomy places the organism in Eukaryota, Fungi, Basidiomycota, Agaricomycetes, Boletales, Pisolithaceae. The record is from RefSeq and is a predicted model, not a curated record. The transcript is spliced from 12 exons.